AUGAUAGAUAGAGAAGAUAGAGAUAAUGAAUCUACCAGUGACAUUUCAAGCAUGAAUAAAUUUAUUAAUAACGCUGAUGAUUGGAGUUACGACAUCAUGAAUCAUUUGUAUAGUAAUGUAUUAGAAUUGCUAUUACGUAAAAUAAUUGAUAACUUUAUAGAGUUUCUUUGCGUAAAGGGUGUAUUGAAAAGAUACGUGAAAUGCGUAUCUUGUCAACAAGAUAUGGAAAAAUGCCAUACUCUAGAAAUAGAGAUGGAGCGGUAUUUAAGUGUUUCAAUAAUAAAUGUAUUAAUUACAGUAACACAUUUCUAUUCACACCGAGUCAUUAUUAUCAAGUUUCUCUGA
This is a messenger RNA of Hepatospora eriocheir, 345 nucleotides long. The record is from the annotation of a GenBank genome assembly. NCBI's taxonomy places the organism in Eukaryota, Fungi, Microsporidia, Hepatosporidae.